AUGCCUGUGAAGUUUGUUCAGUUGAUAAUGGAUUGUGUGACCACUGUCAGUUACUCCUUGCUAUUGAAUGAGGGACUAACAGCUAAAUUCCAAGCAAAGAAAGGGCUAAUACAAGGAGACCCAAUGUCUCCUUACCUGUUUGUAUUGGUGAUGGAAGCAGACAAGAUUUCUAUAAGCUUAUUACUGAAAAGAUUCACUCACUUCUCUGAGGUCUCAGGUCUCAAGGCCAACAUGGAGAAGAGUGCACUGUAUAUUUUUGGGGUUCCUAAGGAGUUCAAAGAAAUGAUUCUAGAAGAAAUGCAAUUCACACUAGGAGAGCUACCAUUCAAGUAUCUAGGAGUGCCAUUGUCUUCCAAGAAAUUGUCUAUACAACAAUGGAUGCCAUUGGUUGAGAAGAUCAAUGUCAGAAUUAAUUGUUGGACAGCCAAAUUCUUGUCAUAUAGUGGAAGACUUCAGCUACUCAAAAGAAGGAGUGAACCAUCUAGAAAGGCCUUGAUAGCUUGGGAUACAAUUUGUAUGCCAAUGUCAGCAUGUGGGUUUAAUGUUUUGGAUAUUUACUCCUGGAAUAAGGCUGCCCUAUGCAAGCUGCUGUGGGCUAUCACUACAAAGAAUGAUACCCUAUGGAUCCACAACUUUUAUAUAAAAGACAGAAGUGUUGGGACUAUGAGUACUCCUAAACAUGCUUGUUGGCUUGUUAGGAAGAUAUUUGAUGCUAGGGACUGGUACAGUCAAAAGAGCCCCACUGAUGAUCUGAACAGCUACUGCAAGCAAGAAAAAUUCAGCAUUAAAAAGCUCUACAUUGCAACAAGACCUCAAUACCAGAAUAGUCCGUGA
Nicotiana tabacum (common tobacco) is the source of this 834-nucleotide messenger RNA. The record is from RefSeq and is a predicted model, not a curated record. Lineage: Eukaryota; Viridiplantae; Streptophyta; Magnoliopsida; Solanales; Solanaceae.